This is a messenger RNA of Phlebotomus argentipes, 912 nucleotides long. Its product is annotated as zinc finger protein 26-like. Gene Ontology annotation, cellular component: nucleus. The transcript has a single exon. The record is from RefSeq and is a predicted model, not a curated record. Lineage: Eukaryota; Metazoa; Arthropoda; Insecta; Diptera; Psychodidae. Bases 1 to 912 code for a protein of 303 amino acids.
AUGGAGGCGUCCUGCGGCAGUGAUGAUUCCAGAGAGAUUGUCGUCCAAGCGUCCAUCUUCGUGGAUGCUGGAGAGUCAGGGGAUGACCUGGAGGAGGAGAUUCCGGCCGUGAUGUUCAGCUGUCAGUACUGCGAGAAGUACUUCAAGACGAUGGAAGCGUACGAGAUUCACUCGCAAAUGCAUGUGGACAGGAAUCUGAUGAAGUGUGAGUACUGCGAGAAUUGGUAUCACACGGAGGAUCAGCUGGAGAUUCACCUGCGCGAUCAUCUGGACAUGAAGCCCUUCUUCUGUCGCGUCUGCGGUGACAGAUUCACCAAUGAACACUCACUGGAGCACCAUUUGCAGCUCCACGGCGGAAUUAAGCUAUUCCGGUGCAUCUUCUGCUUUGAGAUGUUCAGCGUGCUGGAACUCCUCAACACACAUCUCGUGCUGCACGCGCCGCCCAAUGUGUACAAGUUUCAGGAGGGCGCCGGACAAGCUGUGAACACCGUGAAAGUCAGCGAAGCACCGCGAGAGUGUCAGAAGAUUCCCCCAGUUCUGCCGGUGGUCGUGGAGGAGCAGCGUCCAGUGUCACCGGACGGCACUACGAAGCGUCUCAUGGCGAAAUUACCCAAACUGGCGCCCAAAUCCAGCUCCAGGAAGUCCUCCAAGGCUUCCGGAAUCACUCGAGCAGCUAAGAGUCCGCCAAAAAGCACAAUCUCCCCCACGAAGGAUCCCCCAGAGGCGCCCCGGAUGGACAAGAGCUCUCCCACCACCUCCGCUCGGGAUCUUCGCAUGGCCAGGAAGCUGUCAGACGCGCCGCCAGGAUGUCAGUGCAAGAAUUGCGGCGUAUCCUUCGCUUCGGGGCGCAAACUAAGGGUUCACAUGCGUCAGAGGCGGCGCAAUAAGAGCGUCUGUCGCGCCAAGAGGUGA